Camelina sativa (false flax) is the source of this 1450-nucleotide messenger RNA. Its product is annotated as B-box zinc finger protein 19. Gene Ontology annotation, biological process: photomorphogenesis; regulation of DNA-templated transcription. Gene Ontology annotation, molecular function: zinc ion binding. NCBI's taxonomy places the organism in Eukaryota, Viridiplantae, Streptophyta, Magnoliopsida, Brassicales, Brassicaceae. Gene Ontology annotation, cellular component: nucleus. The record is from RefSeq and is a predicted model, not a curated record.
GAGAGUGAUUCACCAAAAACGAAGGAAACAAGAGGACGAGUCUAUUUCAUUUUCAGGGAAACACAUCACAAUGACCUUCCAGAUGGCAUUAUAGAGUCUUUUUUUUUGUCUUUCACGAUUAGGGUCCCAUUUUUAGUAAGAGAGAAUUUUAUUUUCAAGUCUUAUAAUGGAACUUUAAUUUUUUUUUUUAAAAAUCUUAUUAAAACAAAACCAUAUCCACUAAAGAUAUGGGUGUUCCCAGUAUAUUUUUCUCCUAAUCAUUCUGUACAUUUCUAGUUAGACACUUACUAUUUUUAUUUUCUCUCUAACGAAUAAUUAAAAGAAAAAAAAACACUAAUGAAAUUAUUAGAGAAAUUACUGAAAGUAGUAAUUAACAGUUUUUUUUUGCUGCCUAGUCACAGCGAGUGAGUAGGUGUGUGUAUCUGAUUACUCUCGGCGCGUGGAUUUGGUCGUCUCUUCUGGUCUCUCUCUCUCCUCCAUCUUACAAAAGAUUUUCUUCUUCUUCUUCCUCUUCCUCUUCCUCUUCCUCUUUCUUGAUAGUUAAUUGAUACCAACGCGUAAUCCUAAUCCUUAAAUCUAGACUUGCUCCUUAAUUAAUCUGAAUUUGUUCCGACUUGAUUAUCUCUUUGACUCGCAAUCUGAGUUCUGGCUAAAGAUCUUGACUUGGAGGAGGUGAGGAGGAGAUUCAUUGUUCCGAGUAGAGUGAGAAAAAAGGAGACUUUUUUUAAGAUUGAAGAAGAAAGAUGCGAAUUUUGUGCGAUGCCUGCGAGAACGCAGCCGCUAUCGUCUUUUGCGCCGCCGAUGAAGCUGCCCUUUGUCGCCCCUGCGAUGAAAAAGUUCAUAUGUGCAACAAGCUAGCUAGUCGGCAUGUACGUGUUGGUUUAGCUGAACCAAGCAAUGCGCCGUGCUGUGAUAUAUGCGAAAAUGCACCUGCCUUCUUUUACUGUGAGAUAGACGGUAGUUCCCUUUGCCUGCAAUGUGACAUGGUAGUGCAUGUUGGUGGCAAGAGAACACACGGUCGGUUUCUUUUGCUGAGACAGAGAAUCGAGUUUCCAGGUGAUAAGCCUAAACCAAGCACUACUAGGGACAAUUUGCAGAACCAAAGAGUCUCUACACAUGCAAAUGGUGAAGCUAAUGGCAAGAUGGAUGACGAAAUGAUCGAUUUAAAUGCUAAUCCGCAAAGAGUACAUGAGUCAGCAUCAAACAACAAUGGCAUUGAUGUAAAUAACUCAAACAAUCACGAGCCUGCAGGCAUUGUACCCGUUGGACCCUUUAAACGAGAGUCUGAGAAGUGAUAAGGUGAAAGAGAGAAGACCUUUACUCUGAUACCAAAAAAAUCAGUUUAAGAAGAAGAUUGUAAAAAGUUUUAAGAACUGGACAUCCUUGCUGGGUUUGCUGGUACCUCAGCUUUGUUGUUGAAGAGGGGAAGGUUUAUGUUGUUUGUGCAUUA